This is a messenger RNA of Zonotrichia albicollis (white-throated sparrow), 6084 nucleotides long. Lineage: Eukaryota; Metazoa; Chordata; Aves; Passeriformes; Passerellidae. The record is from RefSeq and is a predicted model, not a curated record.
UGUCACAGAGAGAACGGUUCCCUUAAAUGCAGCUGCAGUCCUUGUGUGUGGUACCUGUCAGAGCCAUUCCCAGUGCGAGGUUGGGUUUGUGACCAUCAUGUCAAGAUUUGUCUGUCUGCUUUUCUGUGGAUAUAUUGCACUAAACCUGGGAAAUACUCAGAAAUUGCCAAGAGUGAAAAGGCAGAGCCUGAAGGUUCAGAUCAAUGCCACAGAUGACACUGUUUGCAUGAGGUAUCUUCGACCAAGUCAAAGCACCAAACUAGAAGGUUUUGUCCUGGGUUAUGGAAGCAACUUCUUUUCUAAUCAGUACAUCCCUUUACCUUCUGAAGGAAAAAACUAUAUAACAGAACUUGAUGCAGAGCCGCGGUAUUUGGUUUCAGUAAGACCAGCACGCGUUUCAAAUAACAAGAAAUCUUGUUCAGGUCGGAACAAGACACAGAAGCCCCUGCAGCUGGUGGUUGGCACUCUCACCCCAACCUCUGUGUUCCUCUCCUGGGGCAUCCUGGUCAAUCCUCAGCAUGACUGGACAGCAACAAGUAACUGUGCUAGUGACAGCAGGUUCUAUACAGUUCGCUACAGAGAAAAAGGUAAAGACAAGAAAUGGGUUUUUCAGCUCUGCCCAGCUACAGAGACAGUGAUUGACAAUCUGAAGCCAAACACACCUUAUGAAUUUGGAGUUAAAGACAAUGCAGAGGAUAGUGUUUGGAGCAAGACUUUGAAUCAUAAAACAGUUCUCUCUGGUAAAAAAGUAAAUGGACAACUCCAGAAUAUGUAUAAGUUGGUACCCAAUUCCCAAACACAGAUUAUACUGAGUGAUAAUAAGAAAUUGGUCCCUGUCACAAUAAUCAAACAAAUUAUUCAAAAUCGGACACAGUCAAAAGCACCAGAUAGUUCCUCUCUCCCAGGAGCAAUAUUAGUGCACCUAAUUGUUCCAGGUCUCAAUGAAAGUCAGCAGAAACUUCCUCCUCUCCUGACAAUAGAUGACAUACCUCAAGCAUCCAGGAAAAAACUGGCUAAGAAUGAAACUGGAGUAUGGCCUGCUGAAUCCAAAACACCAGAAGUUCAAGAAAUCUCUGCACAGUCCCUUCCAGCUCAGCCUGAGAAAACACAUGGACCUGAAGACUUUAGAUCGACGCCUAAACCCAAAUUGGUGCAAACUCAAAAGAUCCCGGCUUCUAAUGAAAUACAGCUACCUCCUUCUGGAUCCAGAAUCCCUGAUGCUCCAAAAAGUCCAUUGACAGAACUUGCUACUCAGAGUCCAGUGUUGAAAUCCGUAUCUCUACCUUCUGCAGGAAAAAAAGAGAUGGAAAUGGCUUUUGAGGAAAAGCAGACUGUUUCUUCGGGAUCCAAACCAUCCAGUACCAUGGAAGUGCAACCAACCCGACCCGCUUCACAUGACUUUCUUCAUAUUAUUUCUACUCCCCAGACUUUUACAUCUUCAGAAAUACCAGACACUGAUGUAGGUGAAAGGGAACCUCUUUCUUCCGGAGUCACAACAUCUGGCAUGCCAGAAAUGCCACCGAUCUCAGCUGCAACCAAGAGACCAGACCUGGAAUGGACCCCGUCUGCUCCACGGGAAACCACAAGGAAGGCUGCUCGAAGACCGAGGCCGAAGUCCACCACUCCUUCCUCUCUGACAACUCAACCAACUGUGAUGGGCUCACAUGACUUUCUUCAUGUUACUUCUACUCCCCAAACUUCUACAUCUGGAAAAAUGUCAGAGCGAGAGACUGCUAUGCAGGAAUCAGGCCUGAAGAUCACUUCUCAUCCCUCCAUGGAAACCAGAGGGAGUGUGAUGGCUUUUGAUGACAAUCAGAACAUUUCUUCAAGACCUGAAAUGUCAGGCAUCCAAGAAAUACCAUCAGCUAUACCUGUUGCAAUGCUGCAGAGGAGUACAGUGAAAGCUCUCCCGAGACCAGUUCUGGAGCCCACAUCUUUUCCUUUCCUGAAAACCACGAGGACAGUGAUGGCAACCAAGAGACCAGACCUGGAAUGGACCCCGUCUGCUCCACGGGAAACCACAAGGAAGGCUGCUCGAAGACCGAGGCCGAAGUCCACCACUCCUUCCUCUCUGACAACUCAACCAACUGUGAUGGCUUCACUGGACUCUAAUCAUAUUAGUUUCCUGUCCCAAACUUCUGCAUCUGCAGAAAUACCAAAAACAGAGACUGUUACAAGUUCAGCUGACUUGGAAAAACCUAUGCCUCCAUUUUCCAGAACACCUCAUGUGCUAACAACAACUGCGGUUUUCAGUGGUAUUCAGCCUCUUCUUUCAAGUCCUGUGGCACCUAGUAAGCCUGAAAUAGCAGAAGCUGGACCAGCAGCUACAAGUGAAUCCAUUCUGGAAUCUUUCACACCUAAAACUUCCCGUCCUUUUCAAUGGCCAAGGGUAACAUUAGCUCCAAAAGAAAUACCACUUAUUCCUUCUAAACCGAAACCAUCUGCUACCCCAGAAGUACAACAUGUGAAACCGGCCCCUAAACCACCACUUUUGGACCCUAAAACUUCUGAGCCUGUUAAACGACCAAAAGCUACCCUAGCUCCUAAAGAAGCAAAGCUCACUACUUCUGCGUCUAAACCUAGACCAUCUGCCAGACCCAAAAAGCCACGAACUAAACCUGCAACCAUUCCAGUGUCAGGCACUUCUAGGAGUCCCUACACAUAUGAACGUCCAAAGACUGCAGAGGUCUUGGAACCUAUUACACUUAGAACUGAACCACCAAGGUCACCCAUAGCUUCAAGGGUGACUCCACGUGUUCCUUCUAAACCUAAAACUUCACCCAAGCCUCACGUUCCACAAGCCAAAGAUGUCCUGGAAUCUAUAACACUUAGAACUGAUCAACUAAAACCAACAAUAGUUCCUAGAGGACCACAGUAUUUUCCUUCCAAACCUAGAACAUCACCAAGCCCAGAGGUGCCACGAACAAGACCUGCUUCUAAAGAUAUAUAUCACAGGCCUUCCAAACCUAAAACAUCACCCAGUCCACGUGUUCCUCCAACCAGAGCAAGUCCCAAAGAAAGUUGGCGUGUCCCUUCCAGGCCCAGGGCAUCACCAAGUCCAGAUGUCCCAUACACAAAACCUGCUGUUAAAGAACCACAUCAUAUUCCUUUUAAACCUAGAGCAACUCCCAUCCCGGAUGCUCCAUACAGGAGGCCUGAGAUUCUUCCAACUUUUGAUGAACGAGAUACUACUAUGAUUCCUCGUAUUCCUGAAAGAACAAAGGCAAUAUUUGCUCCAACUGAAAAACCAUUCAUUCAUACCAAACGAAAAACAACUGAAAGACCAAGAGUGCCAUACACCAGACCUGCAAUAUAUCCGACAACUCCACAACCAAUUUUUACAAAAUCUUCUACCACCACUGGUCGAUCAAGGGCAACGAUGGCUCCAAAAGAAACACUGCUCAUUCCUUCCAAAUCCAAAACAUCUGUUGGGCCAGAAGUACCACAAACUAAACCUGUUCCCAAUGAAACAUACCACAUUUCACCCAGGCCCAAAAUUGGACAAGCAACUGAAAUUCCUUGGUUUGAUACAGCACCUCAUAAAACUCGUCUCACUUCUGCAAGACCGCAGCCUACGGAUAAACCACAGACCAGACCUGCUUUUAGUAGAACCACACUACCGCCACUCCGAACAAGAGCACCUGGACUGCCAAAGUGGAUUAUGCCAACAGCAGAUGACUUUUAUACACCUGAGGCUACUGCCAGACCAAUUGACAUAGAUGUCAAAAGACCUCCAGAAUAUGUUGACACCUGGCAAAGGCCAAUUCCUGUGACUCUACCACCUGGCCCUCAGCACCCUCCUAUUCCUCCUGCCAGACCUACACCAAUGAGAAGGAAACCUCUGCCUCCUAACACCGUCACUGGUAAACCAGGCAGUCCAGCUAAGCCUGCUGGACCAACACCACCUGUGAGGACAGGAACAUUAUAUAAGACACCAACAGCUUUUGCAACUCCAGAGUACUAUGUUGAUGCAACAGUCUUCAGCUCAAGUCCUACAUCAGAAACGGAUUCUUCAGGAAAACCAAGGUACCAAGCUCCCCAUGUCAAGUACAUGAAGAAAGAUGAUGAUGUGCCUUGCUCCAUCACAAGCUCUCUUGAGCAUUUUCCCCAAGAAGAAGUUGGCAGCAAGGAAGAACCCACUCGUCCUCCCCAGAAUCCUCCAACCAACCUCACGGUGGUGACUGUAGAGGGCUGUCCAUCCUUUGUCAUAUUGGAUUGGGAAAAACCAGAUAAUGACACCGUUACCGAAUAUGAGGUUGUGUCAACUGAAAAUGGAGGAAGUGAUGGUGAAAAGGAGAAAUCAAUUAUCACUACAAAUCAAACCCAUUCUACUGUGGAAAACCUAAAACCUGACACAAGUUAUGAAUUCCACGUGAAACCCAGGAACCCCCUUGGUGAAGGUCCAAGUAGCAAUGUUGUGUCAUUCAGUACUGAAUCAGCGGACCCAAGAGUGAGUGAGCCAAUUUCAAUGGGGAAAGAUGCAAUCUGGACUGAAAUCCCAUUCAAUUCAGACUCAUACUCAGAAUGCAAAGGCAAACAAUAUGUAAAGAGGACUUGGUAUAAGAAGUUUGUGGGUGUGCAGCUGUGCAAUUCUUUGAGAUACAAGAUAUACCUCAGUGAUUCACUUACAGGAAAAUUUUAUAACAUAGGAGACCAGAGGGGCCAUGGAGAAGAUCACUGCCAAUUUGUAGACUCAUUCUUAGAUGGAAGGACAGGACAGCAAGAAGAUCUGCCAGUCAAAGAUGGGUUUUUCAGGGCAGUUCGUCAGGAACCCGUCAAAUUUGGGAAGAUAGGCGGGGAGACCCAGAUCAACUACGUGCGCUGGUACGAGUGUGGCACAUCGAUACCUGGCAAGUGGUGAUGCCACACACAGAGGGUGCCAAGGCCCCGCUGCCCAGCGCAGGCUGCAGGAAGGCAACGCUCACAGGGCUGGCCGAUGUGCAAGGCUUGUACCAGUCUAAUGCCAAUACUGCGUUAACUGUGUAAUAGUGUAGGCUGCUUACUGUAGUUAUCCAGUGUUACAAAUUUGAUUUUAGAAUUAAAAAAAAAAAACAACACAGGCUAGGGACAUGUUGUAGGAUAAUGCAUAGGGAAGCUGGCUCCCUAUUCUUGAGGUAUGGUUUAUAUGGUAUUUUAAAAGAUACAGUGUGUAUAUUAUUUAUCACGAUGUUGUAAUAAAUGUUUAAGGCACAGAUAUGCCAGAGUUGGUCAUGGAAUGCAAUGUGCGUUAGUUUUAAAUAUUCACAUGGUCCUGUAAUGCAAGUGCCAUAAGCUACCCAUCCUAAUCCAUCUGUAACAUCUCCCAGUCAUAAAUUAUAGAAAAGAUCCUAUAAUUUUUAAUAUCCUGCAGCCAGUAAACUUGAAGCACUUUCUCCUUACACCUUCAAACAGUUUAUGCUCCUGCCAAAAUGCCAGGUAGGUCGCUGUAUGUGCAGCUUUAAAUGAUAAAGUUCAGUGGAGUUUUCUUCCAUGUUUGUUUUCAAGUGUUUCAGCCCCAGCCAAAGCCGUGUUCAGCCUGUCACCAUGGAGUCAGAGCCUGGCAGGGAGGGCUGGUGUUCUCUAAUUGAAGUGGACAGGUACAUAUGUACAUGGAAAGAAAAAACAAAGCUGGCCUCCACAGCUGGGGUUUUUCAGGAAAAUGUCAUUUUCAGAGCCUGACACUUACUGGUUCAAAAGCCAAAUGUAUGUACUGCGCAAGGGGACUUGAAAAGACAAAUGAAAGAGGAAGAAGAAUAAACUAGUUAUAACAGCAUGAUCAGGUUUAUUUUAUUUAAAAAGAAAAAUUCUGGUUUAAAACAGUUUUCAUUGGGGACAAAGGGGAAAUACUGAUAACUGAACUUUAAAACUGCUUUACAGUUAUUUUGAUUAAAACCUCUCCCAAAGCUACUUGUUGUACUGCUUGAACAUUUAUUAACUAAAUAAAGAGAUGUAGGUUUUUUUUAAAGGUGUUAUUCAUUACCUUACUAAUGUAUUGAAGAAAUAUGAACCGGAACUACCAGAUCUAUAUAGUAGUCAUUUAUAGAAAAUGCCUUAUAAAGUACAUUGCAGGUACACUGUACUCCUAAUAAAAUAUUUUUUAAUCAA